GGGCAAUACCUUCUGCUUGUAGGACGGUCACCAACUGAUGCAGGGACGUGGUUCAUUCAUCAUCAAAACUCAAAAUAUGACCAAAUAUUUAUGUAUAUAAUGCAUGACAUAACUCUGAGCUAUUAUUCAGAACACACUUUUCAUGUGUUUAAAUACUCAGUCAAACCACUCCCGGUGCACUCUGCGUGUCGUGUCGUUAAUUGUGAAGUGAAAUAUUCCCACAGCACGUGAAGGCAGACAUGAGCUACGUCACUUUGAAUGAAAAAGAAGCGCUCAGCUGUAGUCCGAGGCAGAGGGGAGGCGUGCGGAGCGCUGCAAGAAACACCGCCACUUAUCAAGAGCUGUGAAGAGACUAGGACCUUACAGAAAUCGGUCGGGACAACACGAAGUUGUGAUUGUGUAGUUUUUUUUUUGUUUGUUUGUUUUGUUUUUCUUACCCCCCAUGAUGGCUGAUCAUCUUUUACAUUACAACGACUCAGCUGGGGUUGGGAACCGAUUCGCCCGCAAAGGUGCUUUGCGGCAGAAAAAUGUGCAUGAAGUGAAAAACCACAAAUUUACUGCGAGGUUUUUCAAGCAGCCGACGUUCUGCAGCCACUGCACAGACUUCAUAUGGGGAUUUGGGAAACAAGGAUUUCAAUGCCAAGUGUGCUGUUUUGUGGUUCACAAACGGUGCCAUGAAUUCGUCACCUUUUCCUGUCCUGGAGCCGACAAGGGUCCUGACACAGACGACCCCAGAAGCAAGCACAAGUUCAAGAUCCACACGUACGGCAGUCCCACCUUCUGUGACCACUGUGGUUCGCUGCUGUACGGCCUCAUCCACCAAGGGAUGAAAUGUGACACCUGCGACAUGAACGUCCACAAGCAGUGUGUGGUCAACGUCCCAAGUCUUUGUGGUACGGACCACACGGAGCGCCGGGGUCGCCUCUUCCUCAAGAUCGAGGUCAACUUGGACAGGCUACACGUCACAGUGGGUGAAGCCAGGAACCUGAUUCCAAUGGAUCCAAAUGGUUUAUCAGACCCCUAUGUAAAACUCAAGCUCACCCCCGACCCAAAGAAUGAGACCAAACAGAAGACCAGGACCAUCCGCUCCUCUCUUAACCCCUGCUGGAACGAAUCCUUCACCUUUAAGCUGAAAGCAUCAGAUAAGGACCGCCGUCUGUCCAUCGAGGUGUGGGACUGGGACCGAACCACCCGGAACGACUUCAUGGGCUCCAUGUCGUUCGGAGUGUCCGAGCUGAUCAAAGCUCCCAACUGUGGAUGGUACAAGCUGCUGAACCAGGAGGAGGGAGAGUAUUACAACGUUCCCAUCCCGGAGGUGGACGACGUCAACCUGGAGCUCCGUCAAAAGUUUGAGGCCUGCCAGUUAAAUAUCCACUAUCUCAAGAAAGCCAAGCUGGGCCAUGGUAAGAAAGUGAUCACGCCAUCAGACCACCGGCGGUUCAGCCUGCCUUCAGGUAACAUGGACCGGGUCCGACUGAGCGACUUCAACUUCCUGGCUCUUCUUGGGAAGGGCAGCUUUGGCAAGGUAAUGCUGGCUGAGAUGAAGUCAACAGAGGAGCUGUACGCCAUCAAGAUCCUGAAGAAAGACGUCGUGAUCCAGGAUGAUGAUGUUGAAUGUACGAUGGUGGAGAAGAGGGUCUUGGCCCAGAGAGACAAGCCACCAUUCCUCACACAGCUCCACUCCUGCUUCCAGACUGUGGAUCGGCUCUAUUUUGUGAUGGAGUACAUCAACGGGGGAGACCUUAUGUAUCAUAUCCAACGCAUGGGCAAAUUCAAGGAGCCGCAGGCAGUGUUUUAUGCUGCAGAGAUUGCUGUUGGUUUGUUUUUCUUGCACCGAAAGGGAAUCAUCUACAGGGAUCUGAAGCUGGACAACGUGAUGCUGGACUCCGAGGGUCACAUCAAGAUCGCAGACUUUGGCAUGUGUAAAGAGAACAUGUAUGAAGGCAUGAGCACACGCACCUUCUGUGGCACCCCGGACUACAUCGCCCCAGAGAUCAUAGCAUACCAGCCUUAUGGAAAAUCAGUGGACUGGUGGGCUUAUGGAGUUCUUCUGUAUGAAAUGCUGGCAGGACAGCCACCGUUCGAUGGAGAGGACGAAGAUGAGCUUUUCCAGUCCAUCAUGGAACACAACGUGUCCUACCCCAAGUCCAUGUCGAAAGAAGCCGUGUCCAUCUGCAAGGGACUGAUGACCAAACACCCAUCAAAGCGUCUCGGCUGUGGCCCAGAGGGGGAGAGGGACAUCAGGGAGCAGGCCUUCUUCAGACGCAUCGACUGGGAGCGCCUGGCAAACAGAGAGAUCCAGCCGCCAUUUAAACCCAAAGUGUGUGGCAAAGGAGCAGAAAACUUCGACAAGUUUUUCACGCGUACACAGCCUGUGCUGACCCCGCCCGAUCAGCUGGUCAUCGCCAACAUCGACCAGAGCGAGUUCGCAGGCUUUUCCUACAUGAACCCUCAGUUCAUCCAUCCAUCCCUGCACAGCGUCGUAUGAGGAGAGAGCAGAAAAAACACACACACACACACACACAAAAAAAGAAAGCAUGGACUGUCGCUCAACUACAGGAUCCUUCCAAAACUCCCACAAACGUCCCGCUGUCAAAAGACUCAUGUCAUCCUCUACAGUAUUCUGUCUCCUAGUUAUCAAUAUCUGUGUACAGAAAUGACUGGGGAGAGUGGAGCCAAGUGUUAAAACGAUGUUUGUGGGCGAGGAGAAAGUACAUGGCACUGAUAUUUUUUGCAUAAUUUGCCCAGACAUCUCAUGAUUUGACUUUAUUCUGAAUCUGAUCUGUGUUUUUUUUUUCCUCCAAACCUGCAGCCGUUUUUUUUUCUCUCGUGUAUGAAUGUGUCUAUCAGUUAAUAACUCUUUAGCUAUUAAAGAUGCAAGAUCCUUCUCAUCCUCACUCAUGUCGCCCAGUCUCACUACGCAACGAGCUGCAAUGCACGACAAGAACGGAACAUAUUUUUCUGCUCUUUCUCGGCUUUAUCUACUUCUGAACCGCUACGCGUGUAUUUUAUAUUUAUAUAUUUAAAAUAAAAAAGACCAAAAAAAAAAAAAAAGAGGUAGUAUACUGUUACAUGAGUGCCAAAGUAGAAGUGGAAAAAAACCUACAUUUCUAUCUUUAAAAGUCCUUGUAAUGUUUCCCCCCCUCUGGCUUUCCAAACACUGUCAACGCACUAAAACCCCUGAACAGGGAGCGUUUCUAUCUGUUGUUUUGUAAGACGUGGAGCUACACUUAUCUAACUCAACAUAGACAAACAGAAGCACAUUAUGCUUUUCAAGUUACAAGCUGUCUAGGCCUUGUUUGGUGCAGUGUGGUGGGUGAAUCCAGGAUGAGUUCAAGUAUAUAGGGUCAGAAAACUGUGGAUCAAAAGUUAAAGUAUAAAGAUGUUAUUUCCAUAUGCACAAAGCAGAUCUCUGUUGCAUGCUUAUUUUCUGACUCUGUAUGAGCAGUAGACUCUAGGAUGCAGUACACGUCUGGUAUCAUUGUAAAGUUUAGUAUUAUGAUAUAAACUAUGUUAAUAUAUAAUUGUUGUAUGUUUUGAAGAGUCUUAUUCUGAAGAAAAGUUUAUAACUGUUACGUAAAAAAAAAAAAAAGUUUUGUCCCUGUUUUAUGUUCUAGUUUAACUUUUAUGUCCAGAGAGAUGUCUAAACCUUUUUUUUUUCUUGUAAAUAUGUUUCAAAAAGAGAAGUUACUUGCAGAUUUUAUACUAUGAACUGAAUGUGCUUUUACUACCGUAGACGGUUUGAACAUUUCUAUGUUUAGAGUACCCCUAAGAAGAGUAUAUACAGUAUAUAUAUACAGUAUAUAUAUAACGUUUGGCUGAAUCUUUGGUAGCUUUGGUAUCAGCAAACCUUGUUAUAUGUAUUUCCACUAUUUAUCCAUUGUUUUCUACUACUCAGUGUCAUGGAGAAUAUGCAGCACCUACUCCCUCUUGCCUUGGUCGUCUCAGGGCUGACUCCUUCUGUAAUUCUAAAGCUGAGUAACGGUGUGAGGAUAUCGGAGCCCUUUUCUUUUCUUGCGUAUAUCGUGUGCAUGCGUGAGGCGAGGCCUGGUUUAAGCAUGAGAAAGACCCCCCCCUGCAUGAUACAGAGACAUGUCCUCUCCCCUCCCUCCAUCCUUCUCCUCCCUCUCUUGGCGUGGAGCAUGGAGACAAACCCGUCGAGCAUCGUGCGCUUCUUACUGCUCAUCGUCUGCUCCCACUCUCUGUCAUGUAGCCCAACCUGUUUGACUAAAAAGCUGAAUUAUAAACAGACAAAAUGUGUGUAAAACGCUUCUGUUGGCUUUUUGUUCACUGGUGCCAAACUCAGUUUUAUUUCUGUCUGUCCAGCUGUUUUUUGUUUUGUUUUUUUCUUUAGAGGCACACAAGGUUUCAUCAAACUGCCAAAUCUAGGAAGGCUACAGCUCUUCACACCUGAAUUAGUUACUUAACAUGUAGACUGAUGUUGCAGCCGUCACAUCUGGACCAAAAUGAGAUUUUUAAGGUUAAGAGAAGAAAAGUGAAUGUUUACAUGUCUCACAUUGAGAAUUGAAAAAAAAAAGAAAAAAAAAAAAGCAACCUUUGGACCCGUGACAGAGA
Messenger RNA from Larimichthys crocea (large yellow croaker), 4575 nucleotides. It is a transcript of the gene prkcab, whose product is annotated as protein kinase C, alpha, b. The coding region runs from base 443 to 2488 and encodes 681 amino acids. Gene Ontology annotation, molecular function: diacylglycerol-dependent serine/threonine kinase activity; ATP binding; zinc ion binding. The transcript is spliced from 18 exons. Gene Ontology annotation, biological process: protein phosphorylation. The record is from RefSeq and is a predicted model, not a curated record. Lineage: Eukaryota; Metazoa; Chordata; Actinopteri; Sciaenidae.